Pararge aegeria (speckled wood butterfly) is the source of this 1771-nucleotide messenger RNA. RefSeq names its product probable arginine--tRNA ligase, mitochondrial (gene ArgRS-m). The transcript is spliced from 3 exons. Gene Ontology annotation, biological process: mitochondrial translation; arginyl-tRNA aminoacylation. Gene Ontology annotation, molecular function: ATP binding; arginine-tRNA ligase activity. The coding region runs from base 78 to 1709 and encodes 543 amino acids. Gene Ontology annotation, cellular component: mitochondrion. Lineage: Eukaryota; Metazoa; Arthropoda; Insecta; Lepidoptera; Nymphalidae. The record is from RefSeq and is a predicted model, not a curated record.
GUUAGAAGUUCAGAAGUGAAAAUUAUGCAUGUUUACUGAAUUAAUGUUUUAAUUAUUUUUAUGUAUACCUAUUAUUAAUGAAUAAGAGGAUGAGUACUAAACUAAAACACAUUUUAAUGGACCAGGCUACAACUAAAAUAUCAACCAAGAACUUUAAAAAUAUUAAUAAUUAUGAGAAUAUGCACAUUUCCUAUAAGCAUAAACAAAAUGUAUUUACCGUAGACUUGUCUAAUAAUGAUAGUCAGAGUUUUAAUGCCAAAAACGAAAGUGAACAAUUUGGCUUUGAAGUUGAACGAAGGACUUUUUUAAAGACCGUUUUGGAUAACAUCAAAGAGAAACCCCUGUUGAAUUGUAAACCAAAGAAAAUAGUGAUAGAUUUUAGUUCACCCAAUAUAGCAAAACCUUUUCAUGUGGGGCACCUGAGAUCGACAAUAAUUGGAAAUUUUAUCGCUAACAUCAAUGAAUAUUUUUCCAAUGAUGUUGUAAGACUAAACUACCUUGGUGACUGGGGCACUCAGUUUGGUCUCCUACAAUAUGGGUUAGAGUCACAAAACAUUGCCAUCUCUGACAUGGAUAAUCCUAUAAAGACAUUAUAUGAAGUUUAUGUACAAGCAAACAAACUGUCUGCGAGUGAUGAAAAUGUGCAGAAUAAGGCCAAAGAAUAUUUCUCUGCCAUUGAGCAAGGCAAAACUAACUUGGCAAACUGGAGAAAAAUUCGUGAAAUAACUGUUAAGGAACUAGAUAAAGUAUAUCAUCGAUUGGGAAUUAAAUUUGAUGAAUAUCACUGGGAAUCUGAAUAUAAUGGGCAUGCUAUCAAAGAUACAAUAACUAAUUUAGAAAACCAAGGUAUUAUUUCUGCAGAUGUUUCAGGGAUAAAAGUUGCUAAAGUAAAAGACAAAAGUGUUACUUUCCUGAAGAGUGAUAACUCUACCUUAUACCUGUCAAGAGAUGUUGCAGCCUUGUUGGACAGAUAUAAAAGAUAUAGAUUUGACAAAAUGCUGUAUGUUGUGGAUAAUGCACAGACAGAUCAUUUUGCUGCUGUCUUUGACAUUGUUGAAAGACUUGAUAGAGAUUGUACAAGAGGCUGUGAGCAUAUAAAAUUUGGUAGGAUCAAGGGUAUGAGUACAAGAAGUGGUAAUGUUGUAUUUCUAAAUAAUAUAUUGGAUGAAGCAAAAGAAAAAAUGUAUGAGCAACAGAAAAAAUCAAAAAAUACAAGAAGGUCAUCUAUAAAUGAAGAAACCUGUGACAUUUUAGGCUCAACAGCAGUAGUUAUCAAUGAUUUAAAACAGCGUAGGCAAAAAGACUAUGUGUUUCAAUGGGACAAAGCACUGCAGAGUGAAGGGGACAGUGGAAUUAAACUGCAAUACCUUCACUGCCGACUCUGGAGCUUAGAAAAUAAUUCAGGAGUAGCAAUUCCUGCUGCUGCUGAACCUGAUGGCCUAAAUGAAGAAGUAAUAGGUGAUGUUGUAGCCGAAUUGGCAAGAUUUGAUGAUGCACUUAAUAGAGCUGUUUCAGAAAAUGAAGCAUGCAUAAUUGUUAACUAUUUAUUUAAACUAGCAAGACAUGUUAAUAGAAUGUGCAAUGAGGUCAAAGUAAAGAAUGUUGAAAAUGAUCUUGGUACACAAAGACUUCUUGUAUUUCAUUGUGCACGGCUCACUAUAAAGAAAGCAUUAGAAAUUCUAGGUGUCAAACCACUGUUUGAAAUGUAGUAUACCUUAGUAUUGCUACUAUGAAAUAUACUAUCUUGUUUUAUUAAAGUACUGUGAUUGUA